GAGCCCCACCACUCUGCUCCUUCAAUCAAAAUAACUCCUCUGCCUCUGCCUCCGCCUCUGCAUGCAUCCAGCUUGCAAUUUGCUUAGCGUCUAUUAUUAUUCUUUCUACUGCCAUGCAUAUGCAUUGUUAUGCCAUUUCCUCUGUCCUUCCUCAAAACUAAAAAGCACUUGGGUUCCUUAUUCCUUUCUUUUCAUUUCUUAUAUCUUAUUUAGUCUUUUCCGUAUGCAAAUUAGUCAAGGGUGCCUUCCUUGGUGGCAUGCAUAUGUGUGUGUGUGUGUGUGGGGUAACAUCUUCUCCUCUCUUCAUAUACUCUCCCUCCCUUUACUAUAAAUACUCUCCAACUCUGCUUCGAGUUUUAUACCCACUAAUCUAUUAACUGAAGGCCACGCCAUUCCAAAUCGAGAGACAAGGAGACAGAGAGAUAGUGAUGAAUAAGGGAAUGAUGAGCGGCAAACCCAAUUUGAGGAAGACUAGAACUUUUUUCCUGCACAAGAACCAAACCUCGAUGCAGCAGCCAAUCAUUCCGAACCAACCAGCUGAAUCCGGAGAAGAGCAUAAUAAUAAUUAUAUUGAGAAAGAGAGCCCCCCGGGGGCGGUGAAAUUCCCAGUGUCCCCUCACCUGAUGAAUGGGGAAGAGAUGGUCCAUUUCAGUCACCCUCGACACCGCCUGUCCCGGAUGUGUAAUCUCAACCUGUUUACGUGCGGCGGGUGCAAGGAGUACGGCGCCGGCAACGGAUUCAGUUGCCAACAAUGUGAUUUCCAGCUCCACGACUUCUGCGCCUUCUCCCCUCCGGCCCUCAAGGCCCACCCCUUCCAUUCCCACCACCAGCUUCUCUUUUACUCCAAGCUAGUGAAAGGGGGCAUCAUGCAGUCCAAGUGCGACAUUUGUGCGAAGCCCAUAAAAGGAUUUGCGUUCCGAUGCGGGGUGUGCAGCUUCCAGAUGCACCCUUGCUGCGCGAUGCUGUCCUUGGAAAUGAAGAUGCCGUCGGUGCACCCGCACCCGCUGAGGAUGGUGGGAGCAACAACAUCAUCAGUAGUGGAGCAGCCGAGCAGCUUGGUGGGGUGCGGGGAGUGCAAGAGGAGGAGGUCGGGGAGGGUGUACCGUUGCACGGUGUGUGAUUAUCAGGUGCAUGCAGUGUGCGCAAAGAGCGUGAAAAACGGCCUCCGGGAGAAGGGGUACAAGGAAACCGAGAAGGCCAGCGUGCUUGGGACUGCCGCAAGAUUCGCUUCUCAGGUGGUGGUUGAGUUCUUGGGAGGCAUCAUCGAGGGCCUUGGAGAAGGGGUUGGCGAAGCCUUAGUCCAGAACAUCAACGGCAAGGCCGCCCCCACACCUCUUCAUCAUCGUUAAUUAUCUCUGACUCCAAAAUCACACACAAACAUAUGCCUCCUUUCUACUCUUCCUCUUUCUUUCUUCCUUCCUUCCCUAUUAUUAUUAUUAUUAUUAUUGAUUUUCUGCAUCCCCAUC
This is a messenger RNA of Cucurbita maxima (winter squash), 1466 nucleotides long. RefSeq lists its product as uncharacterized. The record is from RefSeq and is a predicted model, not a curated record. Bases 429 to 1349 code for a protein of 306 amino acids. The transcript is spliced from 2 exons. NCBI's taxonomy places the organism in Eukaryota, Viridiplantae, Streptophyta, Magnoliopsida, Cucurbitales, Cucurbitaceae.